AUGGGCGAACAAUCCCUCUCCCAGCCCAAGCCCCAGCCUCUCUCCCCGCCCCCGUCGCCUCCCGCCUCCGCCGCGUCGCCGGCCCCGGCCCCGGCCUCCGCAUCUGCCUCUGCCGCCUCCACCUCCCGCACCACCAGAGCCGCGGCCUCGCGCCCCAAGAAGGAGGCGAACCCAUCGCCAGACCCCAACCCGGCCAAGAAGCCCCGCCUGACGUUCUCGAUCCCGGGCCGGCCGGGCCGGCCCCUGUCCGCGGUCGGCGAGGUGGGCGUGGCCAUCCGCCACCUGCGCGCCGCGGACCCCGCCCUCGCCGCCGUCAUCGACGCGCACGAGCCCCCCGUGUUCCAGUGCCCGCACCGCCCGUUCCACUCCCUCGUCCGAUCCAUCCUGUACCAGCAGCUCGCCUUCAAGGCCGCCGCUUCCGUCUACUCUCGGUUCCUCUCGCUCCUCGGCGGCGAGGCCGGCGUGGCCCCCGACGCCGUCCUCGCGCUCACCCCGCACCAGCUCCGCCAGAUCGGGGUCUCCCCACGCAAGGCGUCCUACCUCCACGACCUCGCCCGCAAGUAUGCCGACGGGAUCCUCUCCGACUCCGCCAUCGUCAACAUGGACGACCGAUCCCUCGCCGCCAUGCUCACCAUGGUCAAGGGCAUCGGCGCCUGGAGCGUCCACAUGUUCAUGAUCUUCUCCCUCGCGCGCCCCGACGUGCUCCCUUCCGCCGACCUCGGCGUGCGCAAGGGCGUGCAGAUGCUCUACGCCCUCGAAGACGUGCCUCGCCCCUCGCAGAUGGACAAGCUGUGCGAGCGGUGGCGUCCCUACCGCUCGGUUGGGGCUUGGUACAUGUGGCGGCUUAUUGAGUCCAAGGUGCCCCAGCCGGCGCCGGCCAUCCCUGUCGGAUCACUUGCACUCCCUUCGCCGGACGGCCAGAUUAUGCUACAGCAGCAGCAGCAGCAACAGCAGCAGCAGACUGUCAUCCAAAUGAUCGACCCCCUUCAGAUGCUCCCAGGGAUGGGGUGA
Miscanthus lutarioriparius is the source of this 1011-nucleotide messenger RNA. NCBI's taxonomy places the organism in Eukaryota, Viridiplantae, Streptophyta, Magnoliopsida, Poales, Poaceae. The record is from the annotation of a GenBank genome assembly.